Messenger RNA from Ruditapes philippinarum (Manila clam), 2980 nucleotides. RefSeq lists its product as uncharacterized. The coding region runs from base 314 to 1537 and encodes 407 amino acids. The record is from RefSeq and is a predicted model, not a curated record. The transcript has 8 exons. NCBI's taxonomy places the organism in Eukaryota, Metazoa, Mollusca, Bivalvia, Venerida, Veneridae.
AAAAAGCAAAACUUAUCGCAUUAGGUACGAAGAUUGACGAAGUUUGGCGAACUGGAACGAUCUAUACAAUGGAUGUUAAACCUUAAGAUCGUUUCGUUAAUUUUCGUACUGAUCAGUUGCUAAUGAAGUUUCGCGGUUCCAGUGUGAGACAUCAACUUUCCUUCGUUGUUAUUCCUUUGUUUCUAUGGCAACUAUUAGCACCAAGUUGGUUGUUAAUUGUUUUCUUGUUUGAGACGUUUUUUUCUGGAUACUGACAAGUGUCUUAAGCACCAGUGAGUGAGGGUUAAACAGAAAGAAUUUGGUGAUAAGUCAAAUGAUGAACAUGGCAUUGGGGAAAUGUUUAUUUCAGAGCGCCAUCGUGUUGGCGUUCCUUGGCGGCCAUCUUGUUUUGGGCCGAUGCAGCACGGAAGAGAUUCAUCAGUCUACGAGCAUGUGCCUACGUGAAAGUUUGGUUCAGGAAGCCACCGAUCCGUUGGUCCCCGUCUUCAAUGACUCAGCGUCUGUUGUUAACUUUUGUUUACGACAUAUUUCGGACAUCAAAAGUUGCAUCACCAAUGUAAUUUCACCUUGUACAUCAGAUAAAAGGGUAAAGGUUAUAUUUGGUGCCACUGGUGCCGCGCUUCUUGCAGCUUACGACGGAUUAUGCCAGGAACCAAACAAAAAUAUAGACAUGACGUGUGCCUACGAACACGCCGAGAACAUCUCCGUUGCCGUAUAUGAUCUUAUACAUUCAGUGGACACCAUGGACCAACAUUCGGCGUCAUUUUCCGACCUCUGCGAACCAGUCCACGCCUUACUCCAUAGUAUAAUGGCAAUCUACGAAGCGUCUGUGGAGCAAGGUCAUUGUUCUGAGGAAAGUAAGAACGUUAUGCAUCAGUACCUAGCAACCAUAGUGUUCCCGUGCACUGACGUUGCCACGACAUAUUACCCGUGCACAUUGGCACAGAUUAACGUAGCCUCUAUCGAAUGUUACGCUAAAAAUGGCGUAAUUGUGAACAAUGCACUGGUACCCACGCCAAGCACACUGUCUAAUGCUGAUGAAAUGUGCGGCUCUAAAAGUACGAUUCAGUCCUGCAUAAAGAGCCACAUCACGAGAUGUCUUUACGAACCUCAAGUCACCACGUUGUACGGGUCAGCUGUAGAAGGAUUCGAGGCCGGCUAUAAUUGCAUGUGUUCUCCUGACAACUUUGACAUGAUUCUGAGUUGCGCUGCCACAGCGGAUGUGACGACAGCAAUGUCAAAAUUUACAUCCAGCGUUCACAAUCGUAGUAUCGCAGGGACACUGGAUAAACAGACUCAGUGCGCACUAGAAAACACCAUGGCGGCAGAGAUAAGCGCGUCAGUUGAGAUGAGCUGUGACGCCUCUGACAUGGUACGUCAUUGGAGAGCUUACAUAUCCACCGUGAUUUACCCGUGCACAGAGACCGCCACUGCAUGUUACCCAAAAAGAAUGUUCAACGGAGGCGAAACCCUAGAAUCAAUGAGGGCUCUACUCAUCAGUUUUGUCGGAUUUCUUUUCUGCUUACGUUAUUUAUAAUCUUUUUGAUUGAUUAUUGGAGCUGGUUUGUGCCAUAAUGGCUUUUUGACCCGACCCGGUAAAAGAAAGAUUGCACUAAUCAGCUUCCAUAAUAUAAAGACUCAAGUUCGCAUAUAUCGAUUUAUGUUCCAAUAUAUUGUAUGUUUUCAUGUCAGCAAAUGCUGGGAGCACGGACUUUUUUAAAUACUUCUUUCUGUUUCAACUUUUAAUGUUAUAAGAUUAAAAAGAUCACAUGUCGAUUUAAGCUUUUGUGAAAUCGUUAGAUUUAUUUUGAAAGGUACCAGUAUUUUCUUUUUCAGAUAACAGUUGUUUUUACAAAUUCCAAUUUUAAAAUGUAGAAGGAGUAUUGUUUAUUUUUAAUCAACACAGUGCUCAAUAUAUAUCAAAAUAAUCAUAUUUUAUUAAAUUGACCAUCGUUAAUAAGUUAAAAUAUUUGUUCACAUAUCAAUGUACCCGAUUUUUGCCUCAAAUCCACACCGACAUUGUCGUCGAAUCAUAGUUUUGAUCUUCUGAUGAAAGGAGAGGCUCCGCAGAUUAAAAUACCAGUCUCUUGGUCGAUAAGGCUGUAAAAUCUAAACAAUAGUGUACUGUAAAAGGCUACUGUGAUAUAUCCAAAAAAAAUAAAGUAUAGUUCUCUUAUUAUUGGAUAGUUGGGACUCAAUAAUUGUCACAAAAGCUAGGUAGCUGUGGUUUGCUCCACAAAUUGUCAAUAAUUUAGAAUAAAGACAAUGAUAUCAAACAAAACUUAUAAUAAAAAAUAUUUAUAUUUCUUUAUUUUACAUACUUUAAAGUUUCAAAACUGCAAUGACGUCAUAACCCCGUCCUGAAAUCAAAUUGUGACGUGUUUUUUUUUUCAAAAUUGUAUUCCUAAAUUUGAAAUUAUCUUAGAGGACGGAUAAAAUAUUAUGUUAAUUACAUCAAAACUGGAAUGGUGUUUUGAUAUCAAGUAUGGAUUUUUUGUGUUGUUUAGUGUUGUAUGUAUACAUGGAUGACGUGCUAGUAUUAAAUAAAAUUUGGCUUGUGUUUAAACACCCUUUUUUAAUAUUAGAGUUAAUAUAUACUAUUUAUGUUUCAUAAAAUAUAGUUUCAAGUUUUCAUUCAUUAUCAAGAUAAUGAAAUAAACAGUUCGUCUGCCAAGUAAUUACAACGUUUUUGUAAUAAAAUAUAAAAGCUAAUUCCCAGCUCCAUUUAAAAUUCAUUUUGAUAGAACAGAAAAGAACAGUGUCAAUGUGUAUAGAUGAUAAAUGCGUGGUUUAUGGCGGUUCAUUUGAAAGAAAAAAAAUGUUGUUGAUAUGAAAGUAAUUAGAAUGAAAAAAAUGUUAUAAAAUCAAUUUUGUUUGGUACUUUGUAAGCUGUUAUUUUGGGAUCUAAAAAUAAAGAGAUUUUUGUAUGACGUGUUGUGAGUUUUAUCACUACCAUCAGCAUGUAUUGUGCUACAGUGAC